Messenger RNA from Trichosurus vulpecula (common brushtail), 2679 nucleotides. RefSeq names its product HIRA interacting protein 3 (gene HIRIP3). Gene Ontology annotation, cellular component: nucleus. The record is from RefSeq and is a predicted model, not a curated record. Bases 463 to 2355 code for a protein of 630 amino acids. Lineage: Eukaryota; Metazoa; Chordata; Mammalia; Diprotodontia; Phalangeridae. The transcript has 7 exons.
GACAUCACGAAAGCUGAGCAAAGACGUUGGUCGUCCCAUGACUCCGCUUGAGAAAAGUUCGGAGGACUGUGCUACGACGUUCCCUUUUUUAAAAGCAGAUCACAGCCCUCUUCGAGUUUUUAAACUCAUGAUGUUGCUCCGGACCACGCUCAGACUUCGCGAAAUGAAUACGUCACGCCCGAGCGCGACGGAAGCGCCUGCGGCGAUUUACCCAAGAAAGACCGAACGCUUCUUUUCAAACACGGGAAAAAUCACCAAAUUCACAAUUCCACUCGGAGGCCGCUUCCCGCCCCCGGGCCAGCAGGCCGCCUGCGCAACUUUACCGCACACCGAGUGAAGCUCCGCCCCGAUCGAGCGAAAACUACGGUGGCCUGGAAGGGGAGGAGCCGGUGCGAGAAAGAGGCAGCGGCAGGGGUGGGAAAAAGGCGGGAGUUGUGGGAGCAGGACAGGGGGCGGGGCAAGAUGGCGCGGGAACGCGAGAUGCAGGACUUCAUCCGGAGCCUCUUCCGGGGUGGCCCCGACCUGAGCGUGCUGACCCACUCCAUCGUGCGACAGAAGUACCUGGCCCACGUGGGCCUGGACCACCUGGACCCCGAGGACAAGAAGAAGCUGAAGCGGCUGGUGGAGGAGGAGCUGCUGAAGAUGCAGGUGGAGGGGGAUGAGGAGGAAGAGAAGGAGCUGCUGCCUGGGGAGCAGGACCGGGUGAAGCGGCCUCUCAGCCCGACCGGCGCCUCCAGAACGUCCCAAGCCAAGAAGAGGAGGAAGCCGUGCAUCAACUCGGAGACAGAACACAGCUCGGAUGACUCCGGCCUCGAUCCCCAGCCCGAGAGCCCCCCGAGCUCCCCAAGGUCCCUGGCAGGGAAUGGGGUGACAAGGAAAGAUUGCUGUUUUUCUGAGGAGGGGGCGAAGGAGCCCGAGGAGAGUCUGACUCCAUCCAAGAAGACGACCACCAAGGAGAAGGAGGACCCUGAGGAAGGGAGCGAGGAAGAGGAGUUUAGGGCCCUUGUGAGAAAGAAGGGAGUAAAGGAAGUGUUGGAGGAGGAGAGCGAGAGCAGCAGUGAGGAGGAAGCCUGUCCCAGACACAAGAGUAGGGUUGGGAAGAAGGAAGCGACAAAGCCAGGUAAGGAGGAGCAGAGAGGGAAUCCUAGAAUGAAGGGCGCGAGGAAGGUGGCCACAGUGAGCGACAGUGACCAGACUGACAGCGAUGGGGGGGACAGAGGUACAGCUGGGAAGAAGAGACCAAAACCCCCAGAGGAGACCAAGGAGUAUCCCGCCAGGAAGAGGGUGGUGGGAAAGCCAGGGAAGGAGGAAAGUAAUGAAGAUAAUGAGAAAAAAGACCUGGCCAAGAAGAGGGAGCCCAAACCGGUUACUGAAGAGAACGCCAGGUCUAAAGGGAGCUCUGGGAAGAAAGGAAUGAGAAAACUGAUGAAAGACGACAGCACCAGCAGCGAUGAGGAGGAAGAGGAAAACAAUGAGUGUGGCAGGGACCAGAAAGUAAGGGGAGGGAAGCGAGGGGGGAGGCAAAUAAAAACUCCGAGAGACCGGGUAACCCCAAGGGGAGGGAAGAGGUCAGCAAAACAGAGCGAGAGCAGUGAGGAAGAAGAGAGGGACAAGGGGAAGAGCACUUCCGGGAAGAAGGGAGAGGAAAAGACUGUGGAGGAAGAGAGUGAGGAUAGCAGUGAGGCAGAGGAAAAGGGAAUGAAAAAAGUUGACAGUGAGGAGGAAAGCAGAACGGAUGACAGCAGCAAGAGUUGCUCCAGGAAGAAGGGAGCCAAAAAAGUCGAGAAUGAGUCUGAAACAAGUGAAGAUGAGGAAGAAAGGACAGGAAGGACCAAGAAAAAGGAGGCCAAAAAGAGCCGAGCACCGCCCUCUUCCACUUCCUCACAGGAUAGUAGCCCAGAGGCCAAAUCAGGGAAGGGUUCUCGAAGAGGAGAGGACCACCCUGCGGUCGUUCGGCUAAAGCGCUACAUCCGAGCCUGUGGUGCCCACAGAAAUUACAAGAGGCUUUUGGGUUCCUGCCGCUCUCAUCAGGAACGACUCAGAGUCCUCAAGGCAGAACUGCAAGAUUUAGGCUUAGAGGGUAACCCUUCCCUGGAGAAGUGCCGAGCAGUGAAGGAGCGAAGGGAGGAGGCAGCAGAGAUGGCCUCUUUGGAUGUCAGUAACAUCAUCAGUAGUUCAGGACGAUCUCGGAGACGCAAUGCCUGGAACCCACGUGGGGAAGUUGGGCUACCCCAGGAGGAGCUGUAUCACCGAAGAGCCCUAGAUUCAGAUGGAGAUGAGCCAAAGGCCCAUCCACCACCUACUGAUUGGUCAAACCUUCGGGGUAUCAUCAGCAGUGAUGGGGAGAGUGACUAAACUACCCCACAGCUUCUAGAAGCCACAGUGCCUCUGAGCAUACAGAAGAAUCUGCUCCUGUCCUUGUAUAAAGUGUAUAGAGCACCCCCUACUGGGUCUAAGUAUUUAUAAAUGUAUUUUCUUUCCUGUUUCCAGUUUUGUCUGUAAGUGGUAGGUGAAUCUUUUUCUUACCUGCAAGGGUGAAUGUAACAGAAGCAGUGGCUUUCAUACCCACAAGGAUAAAGUUGCCCAAGUCUGGGUUCUUAGGUUCAUGUUCUCAUGUGUUUGACUGAAAUGUUGGUAUUUGUGUGGGCUUUAAAAGUCUCAAUAAAUGAAUAUUUGUUA